Molecule: messenger RNA, 1539 nt
Organism: Gigantopelta aegis
Lineage: Eukaryota; Metazoa; Mollusca; Gastropoda; Neomphalida; Peltospiridae
Product: eukaryotic translation initiation factor 3 subunit E-A-like
Exons: 13
Coding region: 35-1351 (438 amino acids)
Biological process (GO): translational initiation
Cellular component (GO): cytoplasm; eukaryotic translation initiation factor 3 complex; nucleus
Molecular function (GO): translation initiation factor activity
Source: RefSeq, a predicted model, not a curated record
UGAAGUGGAAGUCGUUUGCACUAACCAACCAACGAUGGCGGAGUUUGAUUUGACCACGCGUAUGGGUCAAUAUUUAGACCGCCAUUUAGUGUUCCCUUUGCUUGAAUUUUUAUCUGUGAGACAGCUCCAUGAUGAAAAGGAAAUGUUAUGUGGAAAGUUGGAACUCCUCAGCAACACCAACAUGGUGGACUUUGCCAUGGAUGUGCACAAGACGCUGUACCCAGAUUCAAGUGUACCUGAAACAUUGAAAGAAAAGAGGCAACAGGUUGUUUCUCAAUUAAAGAAACUCCAGGCAGAUACAGAAAUUAUCACCACUAUUUUUGAAGAUUCAGAGGUUGCACGACAAAUUCAGAGCUCACGAGAUGGACGACAGUUGUUUGACUUUCUCCACAAAGAACAUGGUUUCCGGUCUGAUAUGGUCGACACCUUAUACAACUACGCCAAGUUCCAGUAUGAAUGUGGAAACUACUCAGGAGCGGCCGAAUAUCUCUACUUUGUCCGUGUGUUGCUGCCACCGACGGACAAGAACUUUCUGAAUGCACUAUGGGGCAAGCUGGCCUCUGAGAUUCUCAUGCAGAACUGGGACGUGGCCUUGGAAGAUCUUCAGAGAUUGAAAGAUAUCAUUGAUUCAAAUACAUUUGCGUCGGCACUGCAGUCUCUACAACAGAGGACGUGGCUGAUUCACUGGAGCUUGUUUGUGUUCUUCAACCACCAGAAGGGUCGUGAUCUCAUCAUCGACAUGUUUCUCUACCAGCCGCUGUAUUUGAAUGCUAUUCAGACGAUGUGUCCUCACAUUCUGAGAUACCUGACGACAGCCGUGAUCACCAACAAGGGUCGCAGGAAGGCCGUGCUAAAAGAUCUCGUCAAAGUCAUUCAGCAGGAAAGCUACACAUACCGAGACCCUAUCACAGAGUUUGUGGAAUGUUUGUACGUCAACUUUGACUUUGAUGGAGCACAGAAAAAACUGCGGGAAUGUGAAACGGUUCUGGUCAAUGACUUCUUCCUGACAGCUUGUUUGGAUGACUUCAUUGAAAAUGCUCGACUGUUGAUCUUUGAGACGUUCUGCAGAAUACACGAGUGUAUUAGCAUAAAUAUGUUGGCUGAGAAACUGAACAUGACCCCGGACGAAGCGGAGCGGUGGAUUGUUAAUCUUAUUAGGAAUGCUCGUCUUGACGCAAAAAUCGACUCGAAGCUGGGUCAUGUUGUGAUGGGAGCCCAGGCUGUGUCUCCGUAUCAGCAAGUUAUAGAGAAGACAAAAAACCUCGCUUUUCGCUCACAGAUUUUAGCAGGAAAUAUAGAGAAGAAACUAGGCAUUAAGCACCAAGAUAACCAGUGGGGAAUACAAGAGUAAUCAAACCAGUUUUAAUCUGUUAAUCUAUUGAACAUUUCAUUGAAAGUGACAUUUAAACAAAAAAAAUUGUGCUGCAUUUUGUGAUCAGUACAUCAAAGAACUAUAGAAGCUUUUUACACUCUCUCUUCCCUCGACAUCUAGGAAAUGAGACGAUGAUCCUGUGUAUUUUAAUAAAUAUACACAUACCU